AUGACAACAAAGUUAAUAGUUUUGCUCAUAUGUGUGUCAUUGCAUACAGUUACAUAUGGUUUUCAAUGCCCAGGCGAUGGUCUCUUUGCUAAUCCACAAGAUCAGCAUUCCUUCUAUCAAUGUACACAUGGCAUGUAUUAUUUGAUGCAAUGUCCGGCUGGAUUAGUUUGGAAUCAACAAACACAAUUUUGCUACUGGGACACUCCUAAACCUCCUAUGAAUUGUGAUCAUGGAAACCAAAGCAACUGUCGAGAAAUGACUGAAUGGUCAAUGGAAGGAAUUCCUAUCGUCGGUUCCGACAGACAAUUCGGAGACGAUGGAUUCCAUUUAGGCUCACCGUUCGGCAUAUAUGUUGAUGCUGAACGCGACAAUGUUUAUGUUGCUGAUACUGAAAAUCAUCGAGUUCAGAAGUUCAAUCUCAAAGCCAUUGGUAGCUCGGGCGUUACUGUUGCGGGUGGGAAUGGACCAGGCAAUGCCUCCAAUCAAUUAAAUAUGCCUAUGGCUGUACAUGUCGAUAGAAAUGAAAAUGUAUAUGUAUCGGAUGUUGACAAUGAUCGUAUUCAAAUGUGGGCAAAAGGUGCAACGAGUGGUGUCACAGUAGCUGGGGGACAUGGCAAAGGUACAGCUGUUAAUCAGAUAGGUGCUUGUCAGGGUAUUUUUGUUCAUGAAGAAACAAACGCAUUGUUCAUAUCAGACUUUUAUAAUGAUCGUAUUGUCAAAUGGAUUCCUGAGAAAGGCGAAGGUAUUAUGGUGGCGGGUAUUGGUGUUGGUGGGUCGAGAGCAAAUCAGCUAAGUGGACCGCGCGGUAUCUUUGUCGAUAAAUGCGAAACAAUCUAUAUCGCCGAUUUAUGGAAUAACAGAAUACAAAAGUGGAAGAAAGGUGCAACCGAAGGUAUUACUGUUGCAGGAGGAAAUGGAAAGGGUUUAGCUGCUAAUCAACUGAAUAGUCCUUGGGAUGUCGAACUUGAUCAAUAUGGCAACAUUUACGUUGCCGAUACUGACAAUAGUCGUGUUUUGAAAUUUACUCCAGGUGCAACCAAUGGUGUGCUAAUGGCGAAUGGAAUGGGAUGGGGUACCGGUUCCGGCCAGUUCCGCGAGAUGCAUAAACUUUGUAUUCGCUUAUAUGUAAAAACUCGUUGGUUAUUAGGUUUAAAUGCUAUACAGAUUCAUGAUGAAUUAACUGCUGCUUAUGGACAAGACUUUUUUGCAGCAUCUGUAGAUCAUUUAAUAACAUUAAUUGUUGGCAUUGUACCAGUCUUAUAUAGCCUCGUUCAUUCUGAUCCACAAAUACAAUCACUUGUGUUUUGUAAAUUACGUGGUUACAUAUUUCAACUAUGUUUAAUGUUUUCUCGUUGGUUCAUUGCUUUUGCUUGUAUUGAUCGUUAUGUAUUAACUUCAGAUGAUGUUAAUUUAAGAAAUUUUGCCAAACCAAAAAUAGCAUAUCGUAUAAUUAUUAUCAUUAUUAGUUUUUGGUCAAUUAUUUGUUCUCAUAGAAUUAUAUUUUAUGAUAUCAAAGGAAAUUUCUGUGGUAUUAUAGAUAAUAUGGUUGCAGCACUUUAUCAUUCUUUUUAUGUUAUUAUUGGAGGUGGCAUAUUUCCUGCUAUAAUUAUGAUCAUAUGUGCAUGGCUUAUUCGUCGAAAUCUUGAAUAUAAGUAUAAAAAGCGAAUACAAUAUUCAGUAAGGAGUUAUCAACGAAACCCACUUGAUCGACAAAUUCUUAAUAUAUUAAUCAUUCAAAUUAUAUGUUACAUUAUAUUUACAACUCCUCAAUUAUGUAAUUUAGUGUUUAUUGCAAUUUCAGUACCGAUUUCUAAUCAAUCAAAUGAAUAUUUAGCUAUUGAAUCAUUUUCUACUUUUCUAGCAGAAUUAAUGCUAUAUUUGUUUCCAGUUACAUCAUUUUAUUUAUACACACUUACAUCUCAUACAUUUCGUAAAGAGUUAAUCAAAUCUAUUCGUUCAAUAGUUGGUCAAAAUGAUCGAAUUACAUCAGUAAUAAACCGUAGAAGUGUCGUUUAUCAUAUCGAGCAUCAGCAAAGUCCAAUAAAUACAUGUAGCAAUCCAGUCACGAACAGUUUAAUGGAAAUAAAAUGA
This is a messenger RNA of Rotaria sp. Silwood2, 2091 nucleotides long. The record is from the annotation of a GenBank genome assembly. NCBI's taxonomy places the organism in Eukaryota, Metazoa, Rotifera, Eurotatoria, Philodinida, Philodinidae.